Molecule: messenger RNA, 678 nt
Organism: Eutrema salsugineum
Lineage: Eukaryota; Viridiplantae; Streptophyta; Magnoliopsida; Brassicales; Brassicaceae
Product: PLAT domain-containing protein 2
Exons: 2
Coding region: 53-559 (168 amino acids)
Molecular function (GO): protein binding
Source: RefSeq, a predicted model, not a curated record
UACCCUGGACAGAUCAAAUAUCUCCAUUUCUUACACAUUCAUAUCACCAACUAUGGCUCGCUGUGACGUUCUCCUCCUCUCUCUCUUCCUCAUCGCCGCUGUCUCUGUCGUUGCAUUUGCCGAUCAAGAACCAGACUGCGUCUACACAUUCUUCAUCGAAACAGGAUCGAUAAACGGCGCCGGCACAGAUUCGAUCAUAACCGCUAUAAUCUCCGACAAAACCGGACAGAAGAUCGUAAUAAGAAACCUAGAAGCAUGGGGAGGGUUAAUGGGACCAGGUUACGACUACUACGAGAGGGGCAAUGUGGACAUUUUUAGUGCUACUGAGAAGUGUCUUCCGAGCCCAAUAUGUUCAUUGACUCUGAGAUCUGACGGCAGCGGCCUAUUCCAUGCCUGGUAUGUAAACUAUGUGCAGCUCACGACCGUCGGAUUUCACGCUAACAGCGCACGUCAAUACUUCAAUGUGGAGCAGUGGCUUGAGUCCGAUACGUCUCUAGAAGCAGUACGCAAUAACUGCCCGGUUUCGCUGAGGGAGAGUGUCGGUCGGGCCGGGUCUUAGGUCCGUAAAACUCCCUAUAAGAUCGAAUGAAUCAAUGAAAGAAUGUGUGUGUCUUGUCUUGGCCUCUUGAAAAUAAUGUAAACGAUCCGAUCGAAAUAAAAUUGUUGUCUUAUGAAUGA